AAAUUUAGAAAUAGAGGACUUAUGCUGAAGCAUUUAAAGAAUCAUGUUAAGAAAAUACAAAGGCAGCACUUUGCUGUAGUUCAACAGGAAGAUCAGGGAAUUCCUACAACAGAACAAAUAAAUUGCUCUAAUGCUUCCAUUUCAUUUGAAAAUGGAAAUUCAGAUAUUAAAGACAAUGAAGUAGAAACUCCUGUUGCAUAUAACAGUGAAAAGAGGGAAGAAGAAACGUUUGAGCAAGUGGCUGAAGUGACUAAAAAUAUUGUGUGUGAACCUCAUGAUGUCAUUAAAAAUGGCAGUCCUGAUAGUUCUCUAAAUAAUGCUCCAGAGCCUCUCACCACUGAAAGUUUACCCAGAUGUAUUGAUGAUGAUGAUUUAAAUCGAGAGACUCCAGUACUUCAUAAAAUAAAUGGAACUGUUUGCCCUCAAAAAGAUCUGGAUAUUGUAGAUCAGCAAGAAAAUUUCAAGUGCCCUGCUAAUGGAUGUGUCAGAAUAUUUAAAAAAAUAAGAUUUCUGAAUAAACAUGCAAGGAAAGCUCAUCCAACUGAUUUGAAGGUACAACAACAUAUAAUGAAGUGGAACAAAGGAAAGUGCCGAUUUUGUCAGCGGAAAUUUGAGGAUUCUCAGCAUUUUAUAGAUCAUUUGAAGAGACAUAUAUAUCCAAAUGUGUACUUUUGUUUACAUUUUACCUGUAAUCAGAGAUUUAAGCUGUCAACUGAGCUUGCAGAGCAUACAAAAAGUCACAGUGUUUUUCAGGCUCAGUGUAAUUUUCCAGAAUGCCAUGAGCUUUUUGAAGAGCUUCCUUUGCUAUAUGAACAUGAAGCUCAGCAUUAUUUAAAUCUAACACCAGAACCUUCUGCAGAAACAAGUAGACAUGUUUUGGAUACUCUUACAGAACUUCAGUGUGAGAGUCAGGAAAAGGACUUAUCUGGUAGUGAAAAGGAAACUGUUGAUCUGCCAGUUCCCACUUGGAAAUCAAGGAAAGAUUCUACAGAACCAAAGACAUAUAUACAAAGUGUUGAAAAGAAGACAAACAGUGUAGUUCAGAAUGGGAAUGACCAUUCUUCUGAUGUCACUGCUUCAGCUAUAAGCUUCAUAGACCAAAAGAUGACUGUUGUAGAGCCAAAUUCUGAAAAAAGUAGUGUUAUUAGUGACCAACUGUUAGUCAAUGGACACAGUGAAUCAGAGCAGACAUCUUUGGUUUCAUCAGAUGUUGCCCUGAAAAUUGAGACAAGUGGAACAAGGACAGAAAAUGGUUCCAUUUCACAGAAUGUUGAAGUAGUACCACAGGAACACAGUCCUCUAAUAGUAGUCUCUCAGUCACCUUCCAAACCAAAUCCACCAACUGAAAACACUUCAUAUGGUUUAAUUUUAACCAAGCCAUAUGUGAGACCAUUGCCUCCCAGUUAUCUUGAUGAACGGUACAUCAGUAUGCCAAAACGUAGAAAAACUCUGACUGAUAAAGUAGAUGCCCAUUCUGAUCAAGAUAGUGUUUAUAGCACAUCAUCAGAGAGAUUUAGAUGUGGCAACUGCUUGACCAUCUACUGUAACUCAGAAGCACUUGAGGCUCACCUUGCACAAAAGAAAUGUCAGACGCUGUUUGGAUUCGACUCAGAUGAUGAAAGUGCCUGAUAAAAUGUUACUGAAAAGUUUAUCAAGGAGUGGUGUGAAAAAAAGCACUACAAAAAAUGCAUCAUCAAUUUGCUCUUUCCCAGUUGGCCUUAAUCAUAGAGUGGUCUCAGAUUACUAAAGAACAAUAUAAAGAAAAAGCACAUUUUCUAGAAUGAACUCACAGAGGAGAUGUGCCGGUUUUGACUCCCGAAGGGUUACUGCAAAGAUCCCAAAGUACCAGUUAUCCAGAAGACCACACACUACACAAGUGUAUGAUCAAAGCACAGCAGCACAUUCAGUUUAACUUAUUAACACCUCAUGAAGAAGCAUUCAACCCAAGAAGAAAAGUAGCUGUGGCCUUAAAGAAAGGAAUAAUGUCAAUCUGUAAAGAAAUAAAAAUAAAACAUGAAUUUUAAGGAAUUCGAAAGCUAUUUUCCAAACAGUAUUUGUUUUCUUUUUAUGCAUGUACAAAUAAUGCCCUUCAUUUCUUGAUGAAACAUGAUUUGAAGACAUUAAUAGCACAUUGUAAUUUGCUUGGAAAUUGAAAGAUAAAAAAACCCACCUUGAUUUACUAUCAUGUUAGCCCUUAAAGUUUGUGGGAAUGACUUUUAAAAAACUUGUUUCCACAAAGCAUAAAUGAAAGUGUGUAGAGAAAAUCUUGGCCAGGUGACAUAUCAGAAUUUUAAAAUGAAAUUCCAGGAAAUUAGGUCCAAAAUGUGUCCAAACUUUUGAUUUAAAACAAAAUAAAAUUUCUCUGCUUUUGCAGUAUAGAAUGAAGUUAAAUGACAAGUUAUCUUUUAAUAUAAUUUUAAUAUAAAAUUGCAAAAUUAACUUAGGAGAUGAGAAUCAAAGGCUAACAAAAGAAUAAUAAAAUCUUGAAAACAAUGAAUUGAAGUUUCAAGUGUAUAUUUUGUGCAUUACACACACAUACCUAGAAUUGUGUGAAUUGAAUUGAAUGGUCUGAAUUAUCUAAAUGAUGUCUUAUGAAGACAAAAGUUACCUUUAAAAAUAUAUUAAAUAGAAUUAGGGCAAGAAACCAUUUAUUUAAUGCUCCAGUACUAAUUACAUAAUGAUAAAUUUGGGCUUUCUAACUAGAAAUUUUUUUUAAUCACAUCCUAAAAUAAGGAGAAUUCUAAACAGAAUUUUGGCUAUAAGAAUAUAGGUAUUACAGUAAUGGCCACUAAUUUUCCUAGAAGAGGUUUUAACCUUAACUGCCAAUAAACAACUAAAGUAAGAGAAAGUUUUAAAAGAAAUAAUACUUUCAAAUACUAUUUUCAUUUAAUGGAAGCUUGCAUACAUCCUUUUAAUUUUUCUUUUAAAUUUUUUUUGUUCUAGGACUUUGUAACUUAUCCAGGAGAGAAGUGCGGGAUCAUGAACAUGAUCCCACUACUGUCUAUACAGGAGUUUUGACCUGUACCUGUUCACCCUUCCCUAGGCAAUCUAAUGAUCCCUCUUCCCCAUCUCGAUUUCUAGGGGCUCAUAACACUGAUGCCAUACAAUGUGUAGACACCCAAAAUUCAUAGCUAACUGCAACUCAGAACUCCCAAGCUCAAGAGAUCUGUCAGCCUCAGUCUUCCCAGUAGGUGGGGUUACAAGCCUGUACCACUAUGCCCAGCCAGACUUAUCCUUUAUAUAUUGUUAUCUAAGCCAGAAACCAACCUACCCAAAAUACAUUAACCAAAAAAAAAAAAAAUCUUAAAUAAAAUUUCUCUUAAAAAAGCCUUGGUUUUUCAGGGCAGGUGGACAUAUCGAACCCAGAUACAUAAAAUGUAGAGUAUCAAGUUCUUUGAAAAGAACUUCGGACAUUUUUUUUUUUAAGACUGAAACUAGACUUCACAGAAAUAGUGUUUCUGACUCAAGUAUUUAAUGUAAGUGAUCCAGAAAGUAUUUCCUAAUUUUAGGUGCAAAAAUUAUUUCUUAUACUGUCAAUAUCAAAUUGUUUUAUGUAACAGAAGAGCAUUAAAAUCGAUAGAAAUUAAAUUUAGGGUUUUAUGGACAGCACUGGAAUUCACAUUUGCAUUGGGGUUAGGUUUAAUUAUAUAUAUCUUUGUUACAUAUCUUUGACCACAUGUUGAUCUACAUUUUUUUUAAACUGUAGACUUAAGUAGCCUAAUACAUCGCCAUGUGCUUAUUAGGAAUCUUUUUAUGUUUCCAUGAGUAUAAUCAUUUUUAAUACUUUUUGCUUAAAUACUUGGGCUCUAACAUUGGAGAAAAAAAGAGAUGGAUAGCAGUGAGAAUAAAUACCAAGUUUAGCUGCUUUUUUUUUGGCUGGGGGGAGAGAAGAAAUAUUAGGAGAUUCUACUUGUUGGCAGACCAUGAUUACCAGUUAGGAUGACCAAUUUGUGUGCAUUAAUAAACUAUAGAUUUUUUUGUAGUGACUUGCUUGAAAGUUAGAUGCUACAAAAUACUUUCAGCUAUUUACAAUUAUUUUCAC
Molecule: messenger RNA, 4042 nt
Organism: Vombatus ursinus (common wombat)
Lineage: Eukaryota; Metazoa; Chordata; Mammalia; Diprotodontia; Vombatidae
Product: zinc finger protein 654-like
Exons: 2
Biological process (GO): regulation of transcription by RNA polymerase II
Cellular component (GO): nucleus
Molecular function (GO): DNA-binding transcription factor activity, RNA polymerase II-specific; DNA binding
Source: RefSeq, a predicted model, not a curated record